Molecule: messenger RNA, 624 nt
Organism: Microcebus murinus (gray mouse lemur)
Lineage: Eukaryota; Metazoa; Chordata; Mammalia; Primates; Cheirogaleidae
Gene: OVOL3
Product: ovo like zinc finger 3
Biological process (GO): epidermal cell differentiation; regulation of transcription by RNA polymerase II
Cellular component (GO): nucleus
Molecular function (GO): RNA polymerase II cis-regulatory region sequence-specific DNA binding; DNA-binding transcription factor activity, RNA polymerase II-specific
Source: RefSeq, a predicted model, not a curated record
AUGCCCCGUGCCUUCCUGGUCAGGAGUCGGCGUCCACAGCCGCCCAACUGGGGCCACUUGCCUGACCAGCUCCGAGGAGAUGCCUAUAUCCCAGACUGCAGCAGCCUAGGGGGGCCACCAGCACACCAGCCUUCCAGCCUCAGGGACUCUUGGGCAGCGCCCACACAGGGCACCCUGGCCUCUGCUCCAAGAGGCCCAGGGACACUUGGCUGCCCGCUUUGUCCCAAGGCCUUCCCAUUGCAGCGCAUGCUGACGAGGCACCUCAAGUGCCACAGCCCAGCACGCCGCCACGUGUGCCGCUGCUGCGGCAAGGGCUUUCACGAUGCCUUCGAUCUCAAGCGCCACAUGAGGACUCACACCGGGAUCCGGCCAUUCCGGUGCGGUGCUUGUGGGAAGGCAUUUACACAGCGCUGCUCCCUCGAAGCCCAUCUCGCUAAGGUGCACGGGCAGCCGGCCAGCUACGCCUACCGUGAGCGCCGUGAGAAGCUGCACGUGUGCGAGGACUGCGGCUUCACCAGCUCCAGGCCUGACGCCUACGCACAGCACCGUGCCUUGCACCGCACCGCCUGAGCCGGUGCGCCAGCGUCCUCCCCACGAGGCAAAUAAACACAAGCAACUCGUGAA